This is a messenger RNA of Hermetia illucens (black soldier fly), 1893 nucleotides long. RefSeq names its product serine palmitoyltransferase 2-like. Gene Ontology annotation, cellular component: serine palmitoyltransferase complex. Bases 112 to 1806 code for a protein of 564 amino acids. NCBI's taxonomy places the organism in Eukaryota, Metazoa, Arthropoda, Insecta, Diptera, Stratiomyidae. Gene Ontology annotation, biological process: sphingosine biosynthetic process; ceramide biosynthetic process. The record is from RefSeq and is a predicted model, not a curated record. The transcript is spliced from 5 exons. Gene Ontology annotation, molecular function: serine C-palmitoyltransferase activity; pyridoxal phosphate binding.
AUACUCCGGAUAUUUUUACCUUAGUAUCAGUGCUAUUUUUCUCAUCAGUCGAGUAGUACCUGUCCAGUGCGGACGCAAAAGCUGGGAAAUAAUCGGCACCUGAAAAAGUUAAUGAAAAUGGAGACUGCAAUAUCACGUUCUGUUCAGGAGGACGAGUUGCGACUGAAAGGUGUAGGCGAUUUCUGUAUUGAAGAUGAUGAGCCUAAAUCAAAUAUAUUCCGGAUAAGUGGAAAAGAUUCAGAUUCCAAAGAUACUGUAAAGUGUUCAGAUGAAGUGCGUGGACAGACCUCAUUAGUGCAGACACCUUACCUUACCUCGCAAAAGGGGACAGCACUCGACAUAAGCUUCCGAGAGUCCUUUGAGGGUAUCCCUCUCAUCACUGCCAUUCUUACAAAUUUAGGAUUUUACAUUCUUCUGCUCCUGGGAUACAUAAAUCAACUACUCUUCACACCAAAAGUUGCAAAGGAGAAGCACCGAGAUGGCUACCCUCCACUAUACGACGCCUUCGAACGUUUCUACUUACGCUACGUCUACCGACGACUCAAGGAUCUUACAAAUCGUCCUAUUUGCAGUGUUCCCGGUGCAAACGUGACACUAUUAGAUCGAGUUACACACGAUCAUGGCUGGACAUUUGAGUUCACGGGAACCAAAACGGAGUGCCUCAACUUGGGAUCAUAUAAUUAUUUAGGAUUCGCAAGUGGUGAGGGUCCUUGUGCGGAAGAUGCGGCCCGCAUUAUAGGAAGUAAUGGUCUGGCCCUGUGCGGAUCGCGGCGUGAGUACGGAACUACACCCCUACAUAUGGAACUGGAAAGACUCACUGCCGAGUUCCUUGGGACUGAAGAUGCUAUUGCAUUCGGGAUGGGAUUCGCGACGAACGCUUUGAAUUUACCGUCCUUAUUGUCGCCCGGUUGCCUCGUGGUGAGCGAUGAGAAAAAUCAUGCAUCGAUAAUAUUGGGGUUGAAAAUUUCGGGUGCAACAACGAAGGUUUUUAAGCAUAAUGACAUGCACGACUUGGAGAGGAUAUUGAGGAAUGCUGUGGUUUCGGGUCAGCCAAAAACUGGCGCCCCAUGGAAGAAAAUUUUAAUAGUGGUCGAGGGUAUUUACAGCAUGGAAGGAUCAAUAGUGAGACUGCCUGAAGUGGUCGCUCUGAAGAAGAAGUACAAAACGUAUAUUUACCUGGAUGAAGCACACAGUGUCGGAGCAAUGGGCCCCAAUGGGAGAGGUAUUGUCGAUUAUUUUGGAAUGAAUCCAAAAGAUGUAGAUAUUUUGAUGGGAACAUUCACCAAGAGUUUCGGAAGUUCUGGAGGCUACUUAGCAGGGUCAAAGAGUCUGAUAAACUUCCUACGAGCAAACAGCCAUGCACAUUGCUACGCAAGUACAAUGUCUCCACCAACAGUGCAACAAAUAAUAACCUCCAUGAAGAUCGUAAUGGGACUAGAUGGAACAAACGAGGGUUCUUGGCGCGUAGCCCAGCUGUCAAGAAAUACCAAGUAUUUUCGAAGGAGGCUGGCUCAAAUGGGAGUUAUAACAUAUGGACACGAAGACUCACCAGUAAUUCCAAUGUUAGUCUAUCUUUUCUCAAAAAUUGCGACUGUGUCUCGAACUCUAAAGGAUUAUCGAAUCGCAGGAGUUGGUGUUGGAUUCCCCGCGACUCCUAUAUUACAGGGACGAAUUCGGUUUUGUAUUUCAGCAGCACAUACAAAAGAGCAAUUAGAUUUCGCUCUUAAGGCUUUAGAGGAGAUCAGCGAAAGUUUAGGGUUAAAGUACUCACGUAGGCCACGUGAUAUGAACCCAAUAGAGUAUUAGAAUUGCUUUCAUUUGUUGAAAGUUUAUCUGGUUUUGUUGUUGUCGCUGCUAGGGAGGUUCAUUUGAGGACCAUGACCAAAAAAUACU